ACGCCUGAUUGACAAUCUUGAAAUGCAAUGAAGGUGCUUUAUCUUUUAUGUGCCACAUAAUCUUGACCGCUUUUUCUUGAGAACACGUAGGUAUCCUUUCAACGAAGUCUUGCGAUCAGUUUCAAUGAAAGAAAAGUCUAUUAAAUUUUAAUUCACAAUUAAGGGCGUGCUGGGGUUGGGUUUCUGGUAUGCAGUUACGCUUUCUGACUAAAGUUUCAAUUCGUAAAUAUUUUAUCGUGGGUCAUAUGUGGAUUUUAUUGUCUAAUUUUCAAAUUUUCUACCGGGAAAGUAACUACAUUGACUAAGCGUAACCUACUAUUUAGUUGAAUAGUUUGCGACACAUAAUCACAUGACUUGAUACAAUGGUAGACUUGCAAGUGCAUACACUUACAGUGUGAGGUUAGGUUAGGGUUCAGACACAUCCGUCCUCAUCAGUGUAGUAAGGAGAUUACCAAUAAAUAGGCCAACGUGCGUCAAACAUUUAUUAAUCAGAAAUGGAUAAUGCCAAUCCUAAUGAAGUGUGAGCUUUUUGUUCUGAACAGUUUCUUAAGCGCUCACUUGUGCAACAUGUUCCUGCCAAAUAAUGAGUUAUAAUUAGUGUAAUCAGAAGUAUGCCGGUGUUAGGUUGAGGGAAGAGUGUGCACGUUGGUCUCUAGAAUUCAGUUGCAAGAACAUAUAUUUUCCCCUUGAGACAACAUCAAUAGUUCGACAGUUGGUGUUAAUUGGUGGGAACUACAAUAUCCUGUGAUGGUCAGAGUUGACUUAUGUCAGAUGGGUCAAAAAUGUUUCACUCAAACGUUCAUUGUGUUGAAUAUUGCCUGAUGAUGGUCAUUGUUUGAAUUGUACUCUCUCUACUUCCUGACGGAAUACAACUCACUCUUGUGAAAUAUUAACAAUAAUUUACAAAAAAGGUAGUCAAUGUGAUGGGGUACAUAGAAAGGUUUAUCUGAUUCAGGAGUUCUAAGACGAGGAGAUGGAGGACUUUUCAUUAGCUCUGUUGACAAGAACAAAGGUUACUCUGCUUAUACUGCCUAUAACUGUGCUGUUAAAGGAGUGUUGAUCUUGUUCUCAUGUAAAUAUAACCAAUAAUGCUUAUCUCUGAAGUAGUUUAAUAGUCCAGAUUGAUUCAAUUUUCUUGUUCACUCACCACCUCAACUUCUCACACUUGGUGUAUGACACACAUAUAUUUAAAAAUAGCCUAUAUAGGAACCUUUUUACUUUUUUCAUGGAUUUUUACAAUCAGAUGUCCACUAUCAGAGCAGCACUAACAAGCUGUUACACAACUGUCCAUUUCCUGGUUCUUGGUACAGACUUAUAAGGGCUGUUCAGCCUAUCAACAGAGGGAACGACAAAAAUACACCCAAGUGCUGGUGGUGGUGUCACUGUCAUUGCUGUGCCAUAUGGCUAGCUGUCAGGAGCGCAGCCAAACUCACUGCAGUAGGGAGGCGUGGAGUGGAGUAAGUCAGUGUGAGAAUGGCUCUGAGUGGGAAUGUGUGCAGCACUCGUCCUGGAUUUGAAGACUUGAGUGGCUGGUAACAGAACAGAGGCAGCAAGCCGUGAGGUCGGAAGAUGGGUGAACUUGACGAUCAGGCCGGACAGCUCUUUGAGUCCUUCAUCCAGGCAUCCACGUGCAAAGGCACCCUCCAGGCCUUCACUAUAUUAUGUCGGCAGUUGAAUCUAGACCCAUCUGACUACAGUGCCUUCUACCGCAACCUCAAGAGUGCUGUCACCUCAUGGAAGGCCAUACCCCUGUGGAACAAGCUGGACAAAAGAGCCAGCCACAAAGAGUACAAGAAAGGCACUGCCUGCACAGACACCAGGUGUCUGAUCAUUGGCGGUGGCCCCUGUGGCCUUCGCACAGCCAUUGAGUUGGCCCUCCUGGGAGCCAAAGUGGUUCUGAUCGAGAAGAGAGACACUUUCUCCAGGAACAAUGUGCUGCACCUCUGGCCCUACACCAUAUAUGACCUCAAGGACCUCGGCGCUAAGAAGUUCUACGGCAAGUUCUGUGCUGGAACCAUAGACCACAUCAGUAUUCGCCAGCUACAGCUCAUGCUAAUGAAGAUUGCCCUCAUCGUGGGUGUGGAGGUGCACGUCAACAUUGAGUUUGUCAAGCUCCUGGAACCACCAGACGAUCAGGGCAGUGAUGGGCCUGGCUGGAGGGCAGAGAUUCGACCAGCCGAUCACCCAUUGGCCAGCUUUGACUUUGACGUGGUGGUGGGGGCAGAUGGCCGCAGGAACACGCUUGAUGGCUUUCGGAGGAAAGAGUUCCGUGGGAAGCUGGCCAUUGCCAUCACGGCCAACUUCGUCAACCGCAAAACCACGGCCGAGGCUUCGGUGGAGGAGAUCAGUGGCGUGGCCUUCAUCUUUAAUCAGAAGUUUUUCCUGGACCUCAGGGAAGACACCGGUAUUGAUCUGGAGAACAUUGUCUACUACAAGGACGACACUCAUUACUUUGUGAUGACUGCAAAGAAACAGAGCCUGCUGGAAAAGGGAGUCAUAAUGCACGACUACAUUGAAACAGAAAAGCUCCUGAGCAAUGACAACGUCAACCAGGAGGCUCUGCUCUCCUACGCCCGCGAGGCUGCGGACUUUGGCACCAACUACCAGCUCCCCUCUCUGGACUACGCCAUCAACAGCUUUGGCAAGCCUGACGUGGCCAUGUUUGAUUUCACCUGUAUGUACGCAUCAGAGAAUGCGGCGCUCAUCCGCGAGAAGGCCGGACAUCAACUUCUUGUUGCUCUUGUUGGGGACAGUCUGCUAGAGCCCUUCUGGCCCAUGGGAACUGGCUGUGCUCGAGGCUUCCUGGCUGCCUUUGACAUGGCCUGGAUGGUGCGAGGCUGGGCGCAGGGGAAAACCCCUCUGGAGAUCCUGGCAGAGAGGGAAAGCCUCUACAGGCUGCUCCCACAAACAACACCAGAGAACAUUUCAAAGAAUUUUGAACAGUACACAUUAGACCCUUCAACACGCUACCCUAACCUCAACUCCAGCUGUGUGCGGCCGCAUCAGGUUAAGCAUCUGUACAUUAAUGGGGAGCAGGACUCAAGCUUGCUGGAACGUGGUGCACCUGUCCGCAGAUCCGUGAAACGCAGAGAAUCGGAGAUCAGGCCCAGUCGGCUGCUGUCGUGGUGCCAAAAACAGACUCAAGGCUACCGGGCUGUGGCGGUCACCGACCUCAGCUCCUCCUGGAAGAGUGGCCUGGCCCUGUGUGCCCUCAUUCACCACUUCAGACCGGAGCUCAUGGACUUCGACUCCCUGAACGAGGCCGAUUCGGAGACCAACAACCAGCUGGCGUUCGACGUGGCCGAGCGGGAGCUGGGCAUCCAGCCUGUAACCACAGGCAAGGAGAUGGCCGCCGAGCAGGAGCCCGACAAGCUCAUCAUGGUGCUCUACCUCUCAAAGUUCUACGAGAAGUUCUACAGUGCCUCCAUGCUGGCCUUUGGUGCUUCCAGAGAAAAGGAUGAAAAGAAUGAGGACUAUUCAUCAAAACAUAACAACCUAAUUAACCUCACUCAGGCACGAAAGAGGAUUCCAAAGGAUAAGAAGCUUGAAGACAACGACUCCCAGAAUGUAAAACGGAGACGGCCAUGCAGCUAUUUGGAUGAGCCGUCAGUCGGUCAGGCUGACCCCUCUGGUGAGGGUGCGAUUCGCUCCAUGGCGCAUCUACUGGCCAAGUUUGAGGAGAACACCUCCAGUGUGGUUCCACGCAAACUGGGUACCGCCCGGAAGGAGUUCCCGAUGGGCGUGGGCGGGAGCGACGUGUGCCACUCCUGCAAGAAGCGCGUGUACGUGAUGGAGCGCCUCAGUGCCGAGGGCUUCUUCUUCCACCGCGAGUGUUUCCGCUGCGAAGCCUGCCUGUGCACGCUCCGCCUGGGAGGUCAUGCCUUCAACGCCGGCCACGGCAAGUUCUACUGCAAGUUGCACUACUCUCAGUAUUUAGCCGACACCAAGAACCGCGAACGAGUGGAGGAGGAGAACCAGAUGUCUUCAGUGGACGGCGGUGCACUGUACUCGGCAGCAGUCAGCCUACAGGGCCAGCCUUCAGGAGUCCCACACGAGUAUACAGUUCCUGACGGCCAGACCAGAGGGCCACAGAGGGGCUGGCUCGACCCCACGAUGGUGGUUGAGUUACCAGAGGACCCUCUGCUAGAAGUGGACCAGCCUGGCUCCAGCAUGGAGCUUCAGACGUCUGAGCCCUUUUCACUUCAGCCAUCUGAUUCUGGAUCUACGAGCUGUAGCGCGCCGUCAGAAGAGGGUAAAGGGCAACGUCCUGCUUCUAAAGGAGCCAACAAGAGCAACUACUGGAGAAGAAAAAUUAGGGCCACACUGCCUCUGAUCCUGGUGAGGACGUUUGCCCGCGGAAGAGCUAAUGACAAGCAAGAGGGACCUGCAGAAGAUGGGGGGUCUGACUUUGAAGAGAUUCAAGAGCCUGAAAAGCAGGCCUCCUCAUCUACAUCUGAAAAACCUGCUGGCUCCCGGUCUGCGGAGGAAACGUGCCUGGCGCACACUGAAGAGCCCACUCUCACCGACAACAGCCAGGGCCUUCCAGAGAGACCUGACCCCAUCCUCACCUCCUCCACCGCCGCCUCCUCCUCCACCGCCGCCUCCUCCUUAGCAUCCUCUUCCCAGCUGCAGGCUCUCAGCCAAGGGAGCCAUGAAGAUGGGCAGCAGCAGCAGGAGCAGCAGCCCAACUCUUCGCUCAGUCCCAAGAAGAAGCUCGUCCUCUCGUUGACCGAGAAGGAGAAGCUGCUCAACUGGGACGUGGACCCUUCAGAAGACACCUCAACGCCUUCGGAACUCAGGAGGGGUUCGCGUGGACCCCCGCCGCCACCGCCGACCGAUGGAAAGCCAUCUGAGUCUGCGCCUGAGACGGCACCGGCGGUGGGGGUGCCAGAAUCGACACCUGCGCAGCCCCAGAGCGGCGCGCCGCCUCAGUCCGCCUUCCAGAUGUGGGCCAGCUCCCUCAGGAGGAGCAUUGCAGGAGGCUCCAGCAACAAGGAGGCUUCCAGCGCUAACGUGGUCAGAAGAAACCGCAUGCCCAAAGCCAGGCCCCUGUCUGAGGGGUCCUUACGCUUUGGCGCUGCGUUCGGGCCCACGUCCCAGAACCAGCGGGCCCCUCCUGGAGGAGCGGGAGAGCAGGAGAAGUUCUUGACCUCGGCCUCCACGGCCACGCAGAACGGGCACGCUGAUCGCAGGAGGGGGAGCGAGCUGACCAUGCUACUGCAGCAGGUGGCCCUGAGCUCCAAGCCCACCGCCGCCGCCGCCACCAAAGAUGACAUGGCCUUCCUGCCACGCCGCAAGCUCAACUUCUUCUCCUCACUCAGGGUGAGGAAGAGAGAGGAGGUGGAGAAGGAAAGAGGACGAGGAGGACGAGAGGAUAACCAGGAUAAGGACAUCUGGACCAUCCUCUCCAAAUUCAGGACCAAAGCUUCUAGCCAUCCGGAGGAGGAGGAGGACGAGGAGGAGGAGGCGGAGGAAGCCAGCUCCUCUGAUGAAGGAGAGGAUCAGCUGCUUGACAAACCAAGGCGCAAGAGGAACUUGACUGAGAGGCAAAGGAGAAAGCAGAGGAGGAUCGUCCAAGAGCAGGCCAGACGAGAGCAACUCAAAAGACUCCACAGAGCACAGACAAUCCAGAGGCAGUUGGAGGAGGCGGAGGAGAAACAGCGAGCUCUAGAGGAGAAGGGGGUGGCUCUGGAGAAGGUCCUGAAGGGGGAGACAGAUGAUGCGGAGUUGUCAGAUGAGCCUGAGCUCCUGCAGACCUGGUUUAAACUGGUCCUGGAGAAGAACAAGCUGCAGCGUUACGAGUCUGAGCUCAUGGUCUUUGCUCAAGAAUUGGAGCUAGAGGACACGCAGAGUCAGCUUCAGCAGGACCUGCGGAGCAGGAUGGCCAUUGAUGACUCCAUGAAGAGUCCUACGGACCUGAACGAGGAGCAGAGGGUCCUGGUGCAGAUCAUGCAGGUGGUGGAGAAGAGGGACCAGCUAGUGGAGCUUCUUGAGGAGCAGCGGCUGAAGGAGAGGGCUGAGGACCACGACCUGGAGAGCAUGGUGCUGUCCAAAGGAUAUCAGCUCCACUGGACCUAAGGGCAGAAGUGCAGACACGGGUUCCUUUGUGGACUGAUCUAUGGCUGGAGGAAUAGACUCGGAGAGUGAUUUAACCAUUCUGCAUUUUAGCAUAUUAAUUAUGUUUUAUCUUUUUAAGAAUGUUCUAGUCUUCCUAUGGUUCCAUUACGGUGGUGCCUACUGAAAUUGUAAUUUUUGGCUGUGUGGGUCAAAGCUUAUUGAUUUGUGUUGUUAGUUUGUUCAUGUGUUUAGCUGUUUUCUUUUUAUUUAUGUUUUAAAAUACGGUCUUCCUGAGGUGUCGGUAAAUGAAUACAAACACUUGCCUUGCAUGACCAUUGGGGUCAUAUUGAGGUGGCGCUUUUCCUGUUAUGUGUGCAAUAUUAUCCAUUUAUAUGGAUUCACUCACAAUGACGUAGAAUAAAUAGAUUGUGUUCUUCCAAGCACCAAUUCUGCUUAUUGGUAAAUGUUUAAAACCACCUUUUCACCGUGUGUGUUUCUUUUCAGAAAGAGAUCUGUUCACCACUUGGGGAGUUGUGUUCUUGUUAUGUAUUUUACUUUAAGAUCUCUCUUGAAUGUCCUAUUUGAAAGUAUUUGUAUUGUUCUCUCAAUUAACAUUUAGAGAUCAGAACAUUGUCAGACACUUAUAUCUAAAUGCAGGUCUUGCACAAGAGUUUCUGUAAGGAAAUGCUGUUUUACUACUGCAUGUUGCUGAUGUUUUCAACACCAAUACCAAAUCUACCAUCUUGUUAUUGUCAUUGAAAAAAUGUAGGCUAGCUUUAUUUAUUUCCCCAUGUCUGAAACACUGCCAAAUGUUAUGUAUUCCGUGUUUUUAAUUGGGGCGGCUUGAUUUAUUAAUUAAUUUAAUUCAGAGAUUGUGUUUGUCUACACUUCUGUAAUGUAUUUAAUAAAAACCUGUUAUAGAUAA
Clupea harengus (Atlantic herring) is the source of this 6982-nucleotide messenger RNA. It is a transcript of the gene mical2b, whose product is annotated as microtubule associated monooxygenase, calponin and LIM domain containing 2b. Gene Ontology annotation, molecular function: protein binding; FAD binding. The transcript has 30 exons. The record is from RefSeq and is a predicted model, not a curated record. The coding region runs from base 1570 to 6078 and encodes 1502 amino acids. NCBI's taxonomy places the organism in Eukaryota, Metazoa, Chordata, Actinopteri, Clupeiformes, Clupeidae.